AUGGGUCUCUUAGGCUGCACCCCUAGGCAAAAGGUUACAGCUGCAUUGAGGAUGCUGGCCAACGGCAAUUCAGCAGACGAGCUUGAUGAGAAACUUAGGAUGGGAAAGACUACAAUUGCAGAAGCAACACAGAAAUUUGCUUGGGCAAUAAUCCGCUUAUUUGGUGAUGAGUAUCUCCGCCGUCCUAAUGCUCAAGAUGUUGCAAGGCUGCUGGAAAUAGGUGAGAGCAGGGGCUUCCCUGGCAUGCUUGGAAGUUUGGAUUGCAUGCACUGGCAAUGGGACAAAUGCCCUACUGGAUGGCACGGCUUCUAUAGUGGUCAUUGUCAGCACCCCACUGUCAUUCUAGAGGCCGUGGCUUCAUCGGACCUCUGGAUAUGGCAUGCUAAUUUUGGCAUCCCCGGAUCAUGCAAUGACAUCAACGUGUUGCACCGCUCUCACUUGUUUGAUGACCUGGCUCAAGGUAAUGCCCCUCCUGUUAACUUCACCGUCAAUGGAAAUUCAUAUGACAUGGGUUACUACCUUGCUGAUGGUAUAUAUCCUGAGUGGGUUACCCUUGUGAAGGGAGUGCAUUGUCCUAUAACUGAAGAGCAAAAAUUCUUUACACUCAAGCAAGCAGAGUGCAGAAAAGAUGUUGAAAGGGCAUUUGGUGUACUUCAAGCUAGGUACAGGAUUGUUGCCCAGCCAGCUCGGCUUUGGAAACCAAGUGUGCUCAAAUCCGUCAUGGAAUGUUGCAUAAUUCUUCACAACAUGACCAUCGAAGAUGAGAGGGAGUUCCCACUUCCAAGGUGGGAAGACUAUGAUGACGCUACCGAUCCUAACCUUGGCACAGGAAGAAAUAUUCCUCGCAUAGAGGAGUUGAUAGCAAGGCACAAGCUCAUCCAAAGCAAAACAACGCACCAUCAACUUCAUGAUGAUUUGGUGGAGCAUGUGUGGGCAAAUUGUCGUCGACGCUCGAACUAA
Panicum hallii is the source of this 960-nucleotide messenger RNA. RefSeq lists its product as uncharacterized. The transcript has a single exon. Lineage: Eukaryota; Viridiplantae; Streptophyta; Magnoliopsida; Poales; Poaceae. Bases 1 to 960 code for a protein of 319 amino acids. The record is from RefSeq and is a predicted model, not a curated record.